Capsicum annuum is the source of this 486-nucleotide messenger RNA. Its product is annotated as TPD1 protein homolog 1B-like. The record is from RefSeq and is a predicted model, not a curated record. The transcript has 2 exons. Bases 31 to 399 code for a protein of 122 amino acids. NCBI's taxonomy places the organism in Eukaryota, Viridiplantae, Streptophyta, Magnoliopsida, Solanales, Solanaceae. Gene Ontology annotation, biological process: cell fate determination.
UUCAAUAUCAACAAAGAGAUUCUUUCUCUAAUGGCAACCAUGGUUAAGCUCUCUAUCUCUCUCCUCCUCCUUACACUUAUCACUAAAGGUGUUUGUGAUUGUGGUUUGAACAAUAUAACAAUUGGAACAAUUAGGAGUGGAAGAGAAACAAAGGGAAAGGCAGAGUGGAAUGUGGUUGUGGUGAACAAUUGUGACUGUCCCAUGCAAAAGAUGGUCUUGUCUUGCAAUGGUUUUCAGACAACUGAACCAGUGGAUCCAACAAUUUUCAAGCCUACAGGAGACAACAAAUGUAGUAUCAACAAUGGUGGUUCCAUACCAGGAAAGAAUGCUGUCAAGUUUUCUUACGCUUGGGAUCCUCCUUUUUUUCUUAGGCCAACUUCUGUUACAGCUUCCUGCUGAAACUAUAAUUCAACAUUUAUCAAUUUGCUUCUGAUUAUUCAUUUAAUACACAAAUCACUAUGUGUGAUGUAGAGGCAGAUUUUUUAG